Molecule: messenger RNA, 925 nt
Organism: Aphanomyces invadans
Lineage: Eukaryota; Oomycota; Saprolegniomycetes; Saprolegniales; Verrucalvaceae
Product: septum formation protein Maf
Exons: 6
Coding region: 22-633 (203 amino acids)
Molecular function (GO): nucleoside triphosphate diphosphatase activity
Source: RefSeq, a predicted model, not a curated record
AUUUCGAGCAAGAUUGGCGGGAUGCUGCCGCCGGCGCUCCAGCGGCUCGACUCGUGGCGAGUCGUCUUGGCCUCCCAGAGCCCCCGUCGGUUCGACCUGUUGACGAACCUUGGCUUGCGCUUCGAUGUUGUGCCAUCCACGUUUGAAGAAAACCUGGACAAGAGCCUGUUCCCCACGCCAGAGCACUACGUGAUGGAGAAUGCCAAACAAAAAGCAGUGGAAGUGUUCCAGCGACUCAACGCCCAAGGCACUCACGUCGAUCUAGUAAUUGGGUGCGAUACCGUCGUGGCGCACGAUGGGAAAAUCCUCGAAAAGCCCAAGGACGAACAAGAUGCAUUCGCGAUGCUCUCAACUCUCUCUGGUACCUCGCACGAUGUGUUUUCUGGUGUUGCCGUGUGUGUCUCGUCCUCCGUCCACGUCUUUUGUGAGCGUACGUCCGUCACGUUCCGCCCGCUUGACAGCUCGACGAUUCGAGAGUAUAUUGCAACGGGGGAACCCAUGGACAAGGCUGGGUCGUACGGUCUCCAAGGCCGCGCCAAGGCGUUUGUGGCCUCCCUCGACGGAUGUUCCAACAACGUGAUUGGGUUCCCCGUCGACCGGUUCUGCGUUGAAAUCGCUCGAUUUCUCCAUUAAACACGUCCAUCGUUCCAUUUACGAAUCCAAGUUGAGGAGGAAUGCCGCGCCAUUCAAGACCCAGUGGUCGGGCUUUUCGGUCGUCGGCAGAUACACCGCCACGACAAAGUUUGUCGACAUGCCCGUCGUGCUCAGCGUUCCCUUGCGCACGGACGUCUUGUACACUGGGCACGGGUACUCGUCCUUGCGGCGGUCGAUGUUGGCCUGGGGAAGGAAAUGCACUACGCUCAUUGGCUAAAAUACCACGUCAUCCACCAAUCCCCGAAAAGGGUUCGUACACUAAACAUUUCGC